Molecule: messenger RNA, 1680 nt
Organism: Penicillium alfredii
Lineage: Eukaryota; Fungi; Ascomycota; Eurotiomycetes; Eurotiales; Aspergillaceae
Product: MFS transporter
Exons: 3
Coding region: 1-1680 (559 amino acids)
Biological process (GO): transmembrane transport
Molecular function (GO): transmembrane transporter activity
Source: RefSeq, a predicted model, not a curated record
AUGGCCGAACAAACAGAACAUGACUACCGCACCAGCACAUCAGACGAUGGCAUCGAGUCGCGCGACGGAAGCCCCACCGAUGGCGCAGGCGGCGGAGGGGGAGCCGUGCCGCUAGAAAAGCAAAGCACAGCGGCGUCGGGCCUGUCGGUGUUUGAGCAACGCGCGCAGUCAGUGGUCUCGCGGAUCCGCAGCCGUGAACCUGGACAGACGGCGCGGUUCACGCAUCCACUGUUGCAUACCAAGACCACGAGCGAUGUCAUUGUCGAUUUUGAGGGGCCGGAUGAUCCGUAUCGGCCCUUAAACUGGGGGUUCAAGAAGAAGGCGGUUACCACCGUGUUGUAUGGAUUGACGACCAUGGAUGAUAUCUGCUCUAUCUCAAUUUUCUACUUAGUACUAAAAAUCAACUUCAGCUACUCGACCGGCCAGGCGCAGAUCAGCGAGGAAUUCGGGGUAUCACUCGAAGUCUCGACGCUCGGUACCUCGCUCCUGCUAUUCGGGCUGGGACUUGGCCCGUUGGUAUGGGCACCACUAUCCGAAGUCUUUGGGCGCAAGCCAGCCGUCCUGGGACCGUACUUCCUCGCGGGCAUCUUCUCGUUCGCCACGGCCACAGCAAAGGACCUGCAGACCGUUAUGCUGACGCGGUUUUUCACCGGGUUCUUUGGGUCAGCCCCCGUAACGAACACCGGCGGAGUCUUGAGCGAUAUCUGGACUCCUGAGCAGCGUGGCGCGGCCAUCGUCGGGUAUGCCAUGGCCGUGGUGGGCGGGCCGGUGCUUGGUCCUAUUGUGGGAGGUGCGAUUGUCCAGAGCUAUCUGCACUGGCGCUGGACUGAAUACAUCACCGGGAUCAUGAUGAUGUUCUUCCUUUUCCUAGACGUCGUCUUCAUCGACGAGAGCUACCCACCCGUACUACUAGUCUACAAGGCGCGCCGCCUCCGCUUCGAAAGCGGCAACUGGGCUCUUCAUGCCCGCCACGAAGAAUGGGACGUGACAUUCAAAGAGCUGGGCAACAAGUAUCUAAUCCGCCCAUUCCAGCUCCUCGCCACCCCGAUCUGUUUCCUCGUCGCCCUCUACGCCUCCUUCGUCUACGGCAUCCUCUACCUAAGUCUAGCAGCCUUCCCAAUCGUCUUCCAAGAAGUGCGUGGCUGGAACCAAGUCGUCGGUGCCCUCCCUUUCCUAGCAUACCUGGUCGGAAUCCUCAUCGGCGCGGUCAUCAACCUCUCCAACCAGCGCUUCUACAUCCGCCGCUUUAAGGCCAACAACAACCGCCCCGUCCCCGAAGCACGCCUGCCGCCUAUGAUGCUCGGCUCGGUGCUGUUCGCCGCCGGUAUGUUUGUGUUUGGAUGGACUAGCCCGCGCCACAUCCAUUGGAUCGGCCCCGUUAUCGGCGCUGUCAUGAUGGGCUUCGGCUUCUUCACUAUCUUCCAGGCUGCCCUGAACUACCUCAUCGAUACCUUCCAGAAGGUCUCUGCCAGUGCUGUGGCUGCAAACACGUUUCUGCGCUCUGUCUUUGCGGGCUGUUUCCCGCUCUUUACCACGGCCAUGUUUCAUAACCUUGGCGUUCCUUGGGCCGCUAGUGUCCUAGGGUUCGUUUCUAUUGCGCUGAUUCCGAUCCCGUAUCUCUUCUACACUUACGGGAAACGGAUCCGAGCUCGUGGGAAGUGGUCACAGGAUUCGGUAUAG